Tarenaya hassleriana is the source of this 1551-nucleotide messenger RNA. RefSeq names its product arabinosyltransferase RRA3-like. Gene Ontology annotation, biological process: root hair cell development. Gene Ontology annotation, molecular function: glycosyltransferase activity. The coding region runs from base 88 to 1371 and encodes 427 amino acids. The transcript is spliced from 3 exons. The record is from RefSeq and is a predicted model, not a curated record. NCBI's taxonomy places the organism in Eukaryota, Viridiplantae, Streptophyta, Magnoliopsida, Brassicales, Cleomaceae.
AAUCACAGUGAAGAAAAGGGUUUCUCUCAUUGGCUUCUGGGUCGUGUCUCUUUGUUCGCAUUUGCAAAGAGAAGCUUGCCAACUACCAUGGCGGAUCGUAGAGACAGGGGCCAACAAGUACGCGGGUCUCGAAUCAUGAUCGGCAUCCUGAUCGGUGUCCUUGGUGGGUGCGUUUGCGCCACGAUGCUCCCGCAUGGAUUCUUCAACUCGGGUUCAACGCUCGCACUCAACGGUCGCCUCACAACGUCGAGCAUUCAGGCUGGAUCAUCGUCAUGUGAAUCGCCCGAACGGAUGAAAAUGCUCAGGACAGACUUUGUAGUUCUCUCGGAAAAGAAUGCCGAGUUGAAGCAGCGGGUCAGAGAGCUAACGGAAAAGCUGCGGUUGGCAGAACAAGGAACGGACAGUGCACUAAAACAGGCUCUAGUUUUGGGAUCACAGAUCAAGGCGGGGCCUUUUGGAACCGUCAGGAGUUUGAGGACUAACCCUACUGUCCUUCCGGAUCAAUCUGUUAACCCAAGACUGGCAAGGAUUUUAGAAAAGGUAGCUGUCAGGAAAGAGGUUAUCGUUGUUCUUGCAAACUCGAAUGUGAAGGAAACACUUGAGUUACAGAUUGCUAGUAUAAAGAAUGUAGGUAUAUCGAACUAUCUGGUUGUAGCGUUAGACGACAACACAGAAGAUUUCUGCAAAUCGAAUGACGUUGCAUAUUACAAGAGAGAUCCAGAUAGCUAUGUGGACUCGAUAGCCAAAACUGGAGGUAACCAUGAGGUAUCUGGAUUGAAAUUCCGUAUUUUGAGGGAGUUCUUGCAACUCGGUUACGGCGUUCUUCUCUCGGACGUUGACGUAGUCUACUUGCAGAACCCUUUCGAGCAUCUAUACAGGGACUCUGAUAUAGAAUCCAUGAGUGAUGGCCAUAACAAUACGACGGCUUAUGGCUUCAACCAUGUGUUCGAUGAACCAGCCAUGGGAUGGGCUCGUUAUGCCCACACUAUGAGGAUUUGGGUAUUCAAUUCCGGGUUUUUCUAUCUAAGGCCUACGGUUCCAGCUAUCGAACUGAUUGAUCGUGUGGCUGACAAAGUCACUCGCACAGAGGCAUGGGACCAAACAGUUUUCAACAAGGAACUGUUCUUCCCUUCGCGUCCUGGGUACGCAGGAUUACACGCCUCCAAGAGGGUGAUGGAUAUGUACGAAUUCAUGAACAGUAAAGUGCUUUUCAAGUUUGUGAGAAAGAAUCCCGAGCUGAAGAGGUUGAAGCCGGUGGUUGUUCAUCUGAAUUACCAUCCAGAUAAGCUCAGCAGAAUGCAAGCUGUUGUGGAGUUCUACGUGAAUGGCAAGCAAAAUGCGCUUGACAACUUCCCGGAUGGUUCUGAAUGAUAGGAGUGGGUAUGCAGGCAAGAGAGAUUCAUCAACCCUCUUCCUUUUGCCAGAUUUUUUAUUCACAUUUUCCCCUAGAAAAAAAAAGAAACUGAUAGGCCAAAAUCUUCCAGUUUCCUAUCUCCAAUCCCUUUGUACAAUGAAUUUUUGUGUAUCUAAUAGCUGAGAUCUCAGAAUUUU